AUGUCACUUUUCAGAACAUUACAAUCGUCUCCAGCAACAGUCACUCUUUUCCACAAUAGCAGAAUCCCAUUGUCGAAUGAAUUGUACAAAAUUUUAAACAAGACUUACGAUUCUUUACCAGAAAAGCCGAAGUAUGAUUUUCAGAUUGAUUUGAUGAAGAACCAGAUGCCUACUUAUGAGCAAUACCAAAUUUUUGUCAACAAAUUUCUCAAGACUGAUCAGGCUAAAAAGACAUUGCAUGACAGCUUCCCCUUUUUGAAUGAAAGACUGACUGAUUUGCUUGACUCACAUGGUAAGAAGGUGACCAUCAAGGGAAUUGACUGGUCAAACAAGGUAUUUUCCCAAUCAGAGUAUCAAAAGAUUUACGAUACUUUUAACAAGUUAGUCGAAAAUGAAAACGAUCAUUCAGUCGACACUAACCCAGCUCAAAUUUUUAAAGCUCCUUUAGUCGUUGAUUGGGACCAAGACUUGUUGGCUGGAGACCAAGAGACCUUGAAGGCCUUGUUGGCAAAAUACGUUGAUCAAUAG
This is a messenger RNA of Lodderomyces orthopsilosis Co 90-125, 528 nucleotides long. RefSeq lists its product as uncharacterized. Gene Ontology annotation, molecular function: oxidoreductase activity. The record is from RefSeq and is a predicted model, not a curated record. Gene Ontology annotation, cellular component: mitochondrion. The transcript has a single exon. NCBI's taxonomy places the organism in Eukaryota, Fungi, Ascomycota, Pichiomycetes, Serinales, Debaryomycetaceae. Bases 1 to 528 code for a protein of 175 amino acids.